AUGACAGUUGUUUCUUGUGGGUUCGGUAAAUCUGACGUUAACGGGACUUCUGACAACGGAGUAUCUUUCGGCCUGAACUGCAACAACAAAAGGACCAAUUCAUUAAUCACACUUCCAGUCAUCGAUACAAACUAUUAUGGAAAUCAAUUUAUUUACCAAAAUAUAGACUUAGAAGCGUAUCAAAACCUAGAAUUAUCAAAUCUUCAAAAACUUAACGAUUUAGGUUACACAAAUCAGGAUCAACUCUCAGGAUUAAAUAGUGAAAAUAUGUUGUCUUUAGGUUUUAACAAAGGAUUUAACUUUUUGUCAAAAAAGAUGACGGAAAAUAACAUGAACGAAGAAGAAGCAAAGCCUGACAAUUUGGAAGAGGCACAAGUAUCAGAAAAUGAAGAGGCUUUUAAUGAAUCAUAUCCUAGCAUAAAGGCCGAUGAACACGAAACUUCUUCAAACAUCGACGACAUUUUCCGGAAUGUGUCAAUAGAUAACGUCAAAACUAGACCAGUUUGCAACAUAUUUGGUAAUUGCCUCAAUAAUAAAAAAAACUCAUACCAGGCUUCAAUGAACUACGAAAUGUUCAGACUGACAGGCGCUUUGAGUUCUUUCUUUGAUCCUCCGGAAUUUGUUGAUUCGGAUACAGUAGUUGAUGAGAAUCUGAAGAGAAACUUUUUUUCGAAAUUUUUCGGAGUUUUUAAACCCAAGCUUGAAAAUGACUUGACAAAUAACUUCAAUAGUCAACAUUUAAGCUCAAUUUUAUCGCAAAGUUCAUUGAUCCCAGAUGAUGUUGGUUGUUUUAGUACCUGCAACAAGAAGCUUAGGAAAUACGUUGAUCUCGACAAACUAGGCACUUUUGCUACAUCCACUUCUUUAGGUCUUAAGAAUCUUUAUCACAGUUUUCCAUCAUUUAACCAAAACACGUUUACUUCGACCAAGAGCUUUGAGUCCCUUCCUUCUAACGCUUCAAACGAACCCAAUAAUUUCUCCGUGUCGGACAACGUGAAAGAGAAAUCUUUUUUCAAUCUGGGAACAUUCAGAAGAAAUGAGGAUAAGAAGUUGAAGCCCAAGUACAAGAAUCUAAGACCAAACACUUUUAGGCUUCAUGCAGUUGAAAUCCACCAGUAUGUUCCGCUUCCCAACCUUCCUACCUCUAGGUUUGUGGAUCAGAAAAUGAGGACGGAGCAGUUUAAAUCCGAUGCCAAUUCUUAUUUCGCCAAUUGUUUCUUUAAUCCCAACUCCACUGGUCCCGUUGCUCCCAUGAUGAACAACAUUAUGAACGGAGUUAACAAUUACCCUGAUCUUUAUUCGAUGAAUUCAAAAUUCCAAAGACUGAACACUCAGGAUUUAAGCGUAUGCGUUAUGCCUCAUGAAUCUUCCAAUGGCUUUAACCAACAAAACCCGUUGAGACUUGUUGAAUAA
Molecule: messenger RNA, 1413 nt
Organism: Theileria annulata
Lineage: Eukaryota; Apicomplexa; Aconoidasida; Piroplasmida; Theileriidae
Exons: 2
Coding region: 1-1413 (470 amino acids)
Source: RefSeq, a predicted model, not a curated record